Molecule: messenger RNA, 3379 nt
Organism: Lates calcarifer (barramundi perch)
Lineage: Eukaryota; Metazoa; Chordata; Actinopteri; Centropomidae
Exons: 6
Coding region: 46-1035 (329 amino acids)
Source: RefSeq, a predicted model, not a curated record
ACUGAUACUUCCGCAUGUAAGAAGUACUGUGUGCCAAGUCGCACGAUGGAACCUAUUUCCAUUGUUUGUGCUGUUUUUCUGUUUUUUUCAUGUCACCUGCAAGGGUCCAGUGCUCUGACUCCUGUGUUUGUGCAGAAGGGAAAGGAUGUUCUUCUGGAGGCCAUGGUAGCUGAUGUACCUGAGGACUUUGACCUUCUUUCAUGGACAUUCAACAAAAGUGACACUUUAGUAACAUUUUCACCUGUUAGAGAGCCAAGAGUCUAUGAUGCCUACACUGGAAAGGUUGAGCCUUCUGUGAAAAAUUACUCUGUGAAACUGAAGAAUCUACAAGAGGCAGACAGUGGAGUUUAUACUGCACGACUGACUAGAGAUAGAGAACAAACAGUAGCUGAAUACAACGUCACAGUUCAAGAUCCAGUGGCUCCAGUUGAGCUGACAGUAAACUCUGUGUCCAACAGCUCAGACUCCUGUAACCUCACUGUGACCUGCAGCACACAGGACUCACAUCACAUCAGCAGCACUUUGACAUGUGACACCAAAACCUGCAGUCAGGAGGGAGGAGAGAGGUCAAAGGUCACAACCUCUGGUGCUUCUCUCCUUGUCUACCUGGUGAAUGACUCAAUCAUCUGUAACCAUAGCAACCGGGUCAGCUGGACCAAGGACAGUAAGAUGAUUGGAGAGUUUUGUCCACGACACGCUGGUCAAAGAACAGAGCGUUACCAUGUUCUUCCUCUUGUUAUUGGUACUGUUGUGGCUGUCAUCAUAAUUAUCGCAGCUGUUAUUGUUUAUCAUCAAAAAAAAAUGAAGAAAAGAAAAUAUGAAACAGAGAAAAUUGAAAACACAGUGUAUGCAGUUCCUGAGGUUGAAUCUCCAGCACGACCUUUGGUUCAGAGUCAAGCUGAUGAAACUUCAGGUCCAACGUCCACGUACUGUCUGGUCGGGCCUCACAGUGAAGCCACUGGAUCCACUGAGACCAGAGGCAACACUCUGCCAGAUAGUCUGUAUUCUACAGUAGGAAAAUCUUCCAGGGCCUGAAAAAACAGGAUCGCAGGGCUCCAGACUGAAACCAUUUAGUCACAUUUUAGGACCAUCGUUGGAGACAGUGUGAUUAAAUUUUAUAACAAGGAGGAGCUCCAGAAUGAGGUGCAAAAAAGCUCUCAUUCUCAGGUUGGGUUGGGUCCAGUGUUUCCCACUGAUUUUUUUGACCACAACAAUAUCAACAUUGACCACCACAUGUUCAUUUUUUAUUUUAUCAUUUAUGGCUGUGCCAUUUGGUGCAGUUGUUAGUGUGAAUGACCUUUAGUAAACCUGUCAUCUUGUAUGGUGUAAUUUAUGACGUUUGCCGGGACUUUUAUUUUGAAGGGGGUGUCACCGGAAGAAAAAACAGACGGAGUUAUACGAGAAACUCGCGGGUUUUCAGCUGUUGUUGACAUGAGUCACAAUAAGUUUAGCACCCGGUCGAUAGAGGCACAAAGGUCUGUAUUUAAUUUAAGUCAGUGUUCCAGUUUGUGUUCAUUAUUUUGAGACUUUUUCUUUAUGCAGCGCAUGUGUGGGCUAGCGCGCGGCGUCACUGCAAGUCUGUGAGUUUGAGCCCUGGGGCUCGCCUGGGGUAGUAAGUACAAAAAAAAAGUAAAAGGCCAAUAAGUCCUGUAUUAAACCACCAGUUCAACAAGCAUCAUUCAUGCUUAUGCUGCUUAUGUGACCUUUACAUUUAAGUCAUGAAAAGAUGUUUCAGCUGUAGUAGGCUGCUAAUUAUGGUGUGGCAUAAAUAUACAGGUGCUAAAGUGCAAUUACUGUGUAAGUGUAAUUACUGUUUAUGCUGUAUGUAUUUUAUGUCAUUGUGCUGAAUCAUAUUACAUAGGGAUCUAAUUGGACAAAGCAGCACUGAAAAAAACUGAACUUUGACCCACAGGUGUGGCUCUCCAGUGCCUUGCUGGUUUGAGAAACAGGUUGGGAUUGACGUCUUGUUCAGGAAAUGUUGUUUGUUCAUCUUCCUGUUAGAUAUUCACAUGGCAAAGUAAAGCAGCAGAGAAGGAGAGAUGCUGUCAGGCUGUAGCAAAUGUAAGGACAGUGACAGAGGAUAAAGACAGUGAUGAAGUGCUGCCUGCUGUCGUUAGCCUAGCUAUGUUAGCAUGUGUAGAUUAUGUACUGUUUGGUACACCACCCUGGUAAAUGUUGUCACGUGGAUUUUGGUGUAACUUUGGAAUUAUAGACUUGUGUGAUUUUAUGUGUAUAAACUUGUACCGUUAACAUUUUCAUCAAAGAACCAGAUAGUUUGUAAGGCAGUUGUUAUCAUUUGGACCGAAGAUUGAAGUUUCAUGAUGAACCACGUGGUAAAAAAGCUCCAACUGAGAUUUUUACUUGCAGAACCAGUGACAUCUGAAACAGAUCGUCUCAUUUCCUACAUUUUGACUUGAGACUUAAAUUACUGUGAAUAUUUUAUGUACUUUGCUGCAACUCAAGAAGACUGCUCAUCACAUUUCAUUACAUUUCAAUUAUUUCCUGUCACAGAUUUGAACUUACUGUUUCUAUAGACUUGAAUUAACUUAUUUUAUGCAUUGCAGCUUAAACAGUAUUUCAACAUGAAACAAAUUAUUGAAGCUCAUUAUUUUCCUGAUUUAUAGAUAUUUUUAGAGGUGGUUGUUUUUAAAGAUAUUUAAAGGAAUACUUUAUAUAUAAAUACUUGCACCCAGUAGAUUUGAAAAUGUCACUCUGCAAAGAUUGCAGCUGUUCUGAGCAUAUGGAUCAGCAGCAGAGACAAACAUUAUGCUGGAAAAAGCUUGAAACUUUUCAGAGACCACUUUUAAACCUAUUUUGAAUAUUUGAUGCUCAAAAGAUAAAUUCUCAUUAUAGAAUUCCUUUAAGUUCAAAUCAUAAAUGUCAACUGUUAAGUCAACUUUGAAAUCAUGUUUUGUUGUGCAUUCAAUACCAAUGAUUGAUUCUUUACUGAAAAACUCACAAUUGGAUCAGAAAAAUGUGACACAGUAUUAAUUUACAAGAUCAUACAAACAUGAGCAGUGUGUAUAAUGAUGCUUGAACAAUGAACUGCUUUGCUUGGUUAAUAUAGUUGUAUGACUACAUGCUGUGUUACAUAUAUUUUAGUCAUUUUAAUCAAAUUGAAUUGAACAUCCUCCAAAAACAUUGUUUAACAUGGUCAUCUCCUUACAAAUAUGGUAUUUACAAAGUGAGCACAUUGAUUAUUGGUGUCCAUAGAUUAAAAAGAAUCUGAAGUAGAAUUUGUGUUAAAUAGUAAAAGAUUUCUUGUAAAGAAUCAUUGUUUACAUUCACAUUAAGUAUUCCUCACAGUGAGUAUCCUUGAAUUCUUACAAAAGUGCAUUUGCAAAGCUGAAAUAAAAACAAAUAAAAUGCAUUGUUUAUA